UUUUUUGUUUAUAUAAAAGGCCGGGUAAAACGUUAAAUAUUUUAUGUAAAAUUCUUGAAAAAUUAUAUCGAAAUAGUCGUGAAUUUUAACCUUUAUUUUGUUGAUUUCCAGGUUCUUGCUUCAGUGGAGUUGUGGGUAGCAGGUUUUUAACCAAUCAGCGGAAAGUUGAAUUAAUUGCACCUGGUGACACUGCAAGGACAUUGCUGUUGGAUGCACGCAUACAAACAGAAGUGUUUUACUUUUUUUAUGUUUGAGCAAAUCUGUUAAAUGGAGUCAGUGAAAAGAAUUGAGGAUCCUUUUACAGCACCUCCUCCAUAUUUAUUAUCAGAUAAAAAAGAGACAAAGAGAAAUGUGGGGGUGUACCACAUUAACUCAACCUACAACACUUCACCACUUCAUCCAUCUCCACUUCAUGUGCCUGCCACCACUUCAUUGCCUCUAAGGGUCAAGUCUGCGAGACGUGAAAUUGAGUUGUUUCGCUCUCCGGCACUGAUGACAUGUGAUUCCUGCCAGAUUCCGGUCACAACACAAGUCAGCUUCAAAGUUGGGACCUAUGCCUGGAUUAUGUGUCUUGUGUUUGUGUUAUGUGGGUUGAUGCUUGGCUGCUGCUUGAUCCCAUUUUUUGUAAACCACUUCAAGGAUGCCUACCACACAUGUCCUCACUGUCAGCGGGUUCUUCACGUACACAGGAGGGCAUGCUUCAAAUGAAGACAUGCUUUUAAGCUUAAAAUCACACUUCCACAUCUUUAAAAAUGGGUUUUGUAUUUUAGGGUGUAUCAUACGUUUAGUCUAUUUUUUUGCUUUAGGUUUAAUCACAUUUGAUUAAAUAAAUAGGUUUUAUCAAUCCAUUUGUAAAGUGUCCUGAUUUUUAACAAAUGUACUUAUGGGAGAACUGUAGAACUACAGAGCAUUUUGUAUGUUGGAGAGCCAUUAUUACUGAAAACAAAGCUCAAAACAUGGCGGGUUUCCAUAGAUUUCAACUACUGUUAAAACCCUGGAAUCAUUGUGGAUUAAAUCCUACUUUUGCCUUGUGCUGCGUGUCGUAAACGUGCCCUCACUGAUUAGACUGGAAGAUUACAAGAGUAGGUUUAUUUAGAGCUUUGAGCCUCUGGGUAAUCAGCGCGGAGACGUUGCAAAGGCUUUUAUUGACGUCUUCUGAGACCAUACACGCUUUUUGAGGCCUGCCAAACCACACCCUCCCUGUUGGGUAUAAGACAUCAGCCUGUCUGCCGUUUCAUGGGAAACAAGCUCCGGGUAAGGUCAUGAGCAGUGUACUUACUUCCUGCUGACUGCUGCAUGGCUGAGAAAACCUUAAAGUAUCAUGGCUGCUUAAUGAAAUCUGCCUCCUUUGUACUUUCCUCCUAUUUCUUCCAGCAUUUUCUGCGCAAAAGAGAAAUCCUCUUUUAUUUGCUUAUCUGUGUUGCCAAAAUGCCAUUCAUACCACCGGUAUCAAUUGCACGCUCUGUAUCAGGACUGACCGGAAAGGAGAGAACUGUCAACACUGCAGCAACAAACCCUGCAGCAAAAGCUACAGAUUCAAGAGAAGGCAAAGGUGGAUCAGUCAAGGAGCGUCUGACUUUAAACUUGAAGCAUCUAGGGAGAAAGAAUCAGCCCAAGAGUCCCCUUCCAACUGUAAAAGGAGUAUCAGCGGUUGAACUGAAUUCAAAGAAAAGGGAUCGCUUUUUCUCUUCAUCCCAAACUGUCAGCUCCCCUACAUCCACUUCAGGAGAGUGUCUUCCAAAGAAACAGCAGCACAAACCUGCGAGCCACAGCUCUGACAAGAGUGAACCAAUGCUGAAGGCAAGAACCAGAGAUCAAGAGGGGGUCCGUUUUACAUUGACCCUCACCCCUGAAGCUGUGCUGUUGCUGCAGCGGAGGAACAGUGAAAAGCAACAGCGACCAGCUGCCAGAUACGCUGGAGGUGGAGGCAGUGUCUCCGGAAACGCCACGGAUGCCAGACGCAGGAAGCUGCAGUCGACACCUCCGGGAAAUGACUCAAUAAAUGGCAGAGUGAGUGCAAAAAAAACAGUCGACACCGACUUGGUGGAUAUAAGUUCAAUUGUAAAAGUUUCCCUCCUGAACGAGAAACACAAAUAUGAUGACGUGGAGUACGAAGAAGAAGACAACUAUGGUGCGGAUGAACAUGUGGUGAUGAAAUGUACAGAGUGGCUCCGGGGGCUGGAGAACACUACAGUUACAGUUGGGGACAGUCUGAAAAGGAGUUCAAACAGCUUGAAAAAUUACCAGGGUGAUUUUAAAAAUUGAAUUUAGUUUUUAGAAAAAAGUAACUGUUGAAAAUUGUCCUCUUUGUUCCAAUGUUAAUUAGUUUGUAGAUGUUGUUUUCAAUAUGUGAAAAGAGGAUAGCUGUCUCAUUUCUCUGGCAGUUGCUGUAAACUUACUUACAACUCUUAAAAUAUUUAAAGUCUUGUGCUUUCUUGAAAGAUCCAUACAUUUUUAUCCACACAUUUGGAUAGGGAUGCUUUGUGUGGUUUCCUGCCAAGUUCAAUCUUGACACCUUUUUGAUUGGAGAUAAAAAAUGCAGAUGACAAAUUUUGGAGUGUAAUGAUAUUGUUGUGCAAAGAUUGGUAGUCUUUAUGGAGGGUUUUUGUAACAUCUCUGCAUGUGUUUGACUGCAGUCAGAAAUACUGUAAAAUCAUUGAAACAUAACCGUUAAAUCUCAACAGUUGCAUAAAGAAUUAAAGCUUUCAAAAACUUGCUGUUGUUGGACAAUCCUGAACUUUUCUUCUUGAAUUGAACGUGCAUCCAAAGCAUUGCAUAUGUGCAUAGGUUGAAAACAGAAGAAACAAAACAAAAAUAUUGGACAAAAGCAGAACAGCUAAAGUGGUUAUAUCUGUAGAGAUUUGCAUGUCAUGAAAGAUGAAAGAAGAUCAAAAUAAUUUUGUGCUCAACGUAUAUUUAUUUUACAUAACUAAUAACUGUUGCAUAGAGAUCAUGGAAUCUUCCAUAUUUAGAGGUUUGAAGCCAGAUGAUGCCAAUGGAAACACUCUCUUGUGCGCAAUUUUUCACAAACAUUUGGACUGGUGAACAUCAUUUUACACAGUACCUAAAGUGUAGGGUAGACUAUCCCGGGGUGGUUUAAUUCUAGGCUUUAAAGGUAAUUUGUUCUUUUUGGUAAAUAGUGGCCGAAAAACAGGACGCAAAUUUGACCCUAUGGGUUAAAGUUAAACAUUAGUAGAUUUGUCAAUAUCAUUAUUCAAAUAUAAAAAUAAAUGUCUGGCAAGGUAAUAAAUAAGCGAAAAACGUUUCUGCAAUGACUCCAUUUUUUUGACAAUCCAUUUUUUUACUUUAUCCCGAGAAUGCCAGUGGAAUGGGAAAUUUGUUCAAACUUUCUUUAAACCAUCAGCCAAAGUUAGCUCAUUCAUUCUAAGCAGCUUUGUAAGGACUCAGACACUGGCUUGCCCCUUGUUAGACGCCCACUUAAGCAAAGUCAGCAGCACUUAGUGAGAGCUUAUCGCCUGGUCAAACGUUACAACAUGGGUGCUUGGGGAAAGUGCAUCAGCCAGUCAGACAUGUGCCUUAGACAAAUAUGAAGACUUUAGAAUAAAACACAACUAUUUUUUUUCUUGUUGAAGUAAAGUGAAAGA
Messenger RNA from Oryzias latipes (Japanese medaka), 3605 nucleotides. Lineage: Eukaryota; Metazoa; Chordata; Actinopteri; Beloniformes; Adrianichthyidae. The record is from RefSeq and is a predicted model, not a curated record.